Molecule: messenger RNA, 2143 nt
Organism: Mastomys coucha (southern multimammate mouse)
Lineage: Eukaryota; Metazoa; Chordata; Mammalia; Rodentia; Muridae
Gene: Psmd3
Product: proteasome 26S subunit, non-ATPase 3
Exons: 12
Coding region: 182-1774 (530 amino acids)
Biological process (GO): regulation of protein catabolic process; ubiquitin-dependent protein catabolic process
Cellular component (GO): proteasome complex; proteasome regulatory particle, lid subcomplex
Molecular function (GO): enzyme regulator activity; protein binding
Source: RefSeq, a predicted model, not a curated record
CAUGCCUGGCAUUUCCCAGAAGCCCCAGCGCCGGGAAGGAGUUUGCAGCUGCUCGGUCAUCGUGCGGCCCGACGCGAGCCCGCGCUGGUGUGCAGGCCCGUCUCUGUGCCUGGUCUCUGGUGUGAGGGUUUACGCGAGGCCCCUGCUUCGGUCCCCGGACUAGGCCGCAACCCCGGGCACCAUGAAGCAGGAGGGCUCGGCGCGGCGCCGAGGCGCCGACAAGGCAAAGCCGCCGCCGGGAGGGGAACAAGAACCGCCGCCGCCUGCCCCCCAGGAUGUGGAGAUGAAAGAGGAGGCAGCAGCUGGGAGCGGCUCCACGGGGGAGGGAGACGGCAAGGCAGCCACGACCGAGCACUCCCAGCGAGAGCUGGACACUGUCACCUUAGAAGACAUCAAAGAGCAUGUGAGACAGCUAGAGAAGGCUGUUUCUGGCAAGGAGCCACGAUUCGUGCUGAGGGCGCUGCGGAUGCUGCCGUCCACGUCACGCCGCCUCAACCACUAUGUUCUGUACAAGGCCGUGCAUGGCUUCUUCACCUCCAAUAACGCCACUCGAGACUUCUUGUUACCCUUCCUAGAAGAACCCAUGGACACAGAAGCCGAUCUGCAGUUCCGUCCUCGAACAGGAAAAGCUGCAUCAGCACCCCUCCUGCCUGAGGUGGAAGCCUAUCUCCAGCUGCUCGUGGUCAUCUUCCUGAUGAACAGCAAGCGCUACAAAGAGGCACAGAAAAUCUCUGAUGACCUGAUGCAAAAGAUCAGUACUCAGAACCGCCGAGCCCUGGACCUUGUAGCUGCCAAGUGUUACUAUUAUCACGCCCGGGUCUACGAGUUCCUGGACAAGCUGGAUGUGGUGCGCAGCUUCUUGCAUGCCCGGCUCCGGACAGCCACCCUCCGGCAUGAUGCUGACGGACAGGCUACCCUUUUGAACCUGCUGCUUCGGAAUUACCUCCAUUACAGCUUGUAUGAUCAAGCCGAGAAGCUAGUGUCCAAGUCUGUGUUCCCUGAGCAAGCUAACAACAAUGAGUGGGCCAGGUACCUCUAUUACACAGGGCGAAUCAAGGCUAUUCAGCUGGAGUACUCAGAAGCCCGGAGAACGAUGACCAAUGCCCUUCGGAAGGCUCCACAGCACACAGCCGUUGGCUUCAAACAGACGGUGCACAAGCUUCUGAUCGUGGUGGAGCUGCUGCUGGGAGAGAUCCCAGACCGCCUGCAGUUCCGUCAGCCCUCCCUAAAGCGCUCCCUCAUGCCCUACUUCCUUCUCACCCAAGCUGUUAGGACAGGAAAUCUUGCCAAGUUCAACCAAGUCCUGGAUCAGUUUGGGGAGAAGUUUCAAACAGAUGGGACCUACACCCUAAUUAUCCGACUGCGACACAAUGUGAUUAAGACAGGUGUGCGCAUGAUCAGCCUGUCCUACUCCCGGAUCUCCCUGGCCGACAUCGCCCAGAAGCUGCAGCUGGACAGCCCAGAAGAUGCAGAAUUCAUUGUCGCCAAGGCCAUCCGGGACGGCGUAAUUGAGGCCAGCAUCAAUCACGAGAAGGGAUACGUCCAAUCCAAAGAGAUGAUUGACAUCUACUCAACCCGGGAGCCCCAGCUGGCCUUUCACCAGCGCAUCUCCUUCUGCCUGGACAUCCACAACAUGUCUGUCAAGGCCAUGCGCUUUCCUCCCAAAUCCUACAACAAGGACCUGGAGUCUGCAGAGGAGCGGCGGGAGCGGGAGCAGCAGGACCUGGAAUUUGCCAAGGAGAUGGCGGAGGACGAUGAUGACAGCUUCCCCUGAGGCAGGGCCGGGGAGGGGUGGGCUGAGUGGAGACUGGCUUUUUGUCUUUUCCCUCGGGGGUCCCCUGUUCUCCGUUUCCCCACACAUGGCUCACAGACUGCAUAUGUGCAGGGGUCAGGGAUGCUGGGAGCCAACCAUCCCCUUCUUGCUACCAUGCCUCUCUGUAGCUGGUAACAAUACCCUGUGGGCAGGAGAGUGGUUGGCAGUCUCCUGGAGUCAGGAUCCUGCCUCAUGGUGGUGUUGGUGGCAGGAGGGAACGGACAGAACCAUGGAUUAGGGUGUGGACUAGGGCCUGGAGUUUGGUACACGUUGGGUUCUAUGUUUUUGAAGCUUCAAUUAUGAUUUUUAAACAAUAAAAAGUUCUCCAAA